CUUGGCACCUCCGCAGCAGGGGAAUCCGCGAGUAGUAAGAAAAUCGCAGAUCUUCAAUCAAAGGUGACCGAGCUGGCGGCGCGACUUCGCGAUGCGAAGAAUGUACUUGUACUGCUAGGUGCCGGGGCUUCGGCUGAUUCGGGUAUUUCUACUUUUCAGAACAUCAAGACGCUGCUCUAUUCCGCGGAAGUGCAGCCGAUAUCACAGGAAAAGGCGCCUGCAAGAAGAAGAAGAAGUCAAUCUGAAAGAAAAAGAGGCAGCAGGCAUUUGGACGAAACAAGUGAUAGGAAUGAUUUGGAUGCAUACAACGAGGAAGUAUUGACUACCUACGAGUUGGUCGAGACCGACAAGAAAACUUUUUUCAAGACCAAAAAGAGUCUGCACUUUCUCUACUCCUCUGCCAUCGAACUACCUUCCGACCCUCCAAUUUUCCGUCGUGCGAAGAAACACACAUGGAGCGCAGACGCGCCCGGACCUUGUGCACCCAUGAAAGCCUACGUAGGAGACAUGGAGCAACAAGACGAACAAAGAACUGCAGGUGUAAACUGCCAGAUGCCGCAAGUGUCGCUACAAAAGGCGCGCGGAAAAGAAAAACAAGAGAAACACCGAUUGUGGGUCUCGUACGAAGACAUGCUCACUGUUUACACCGACCUUGCGGAGUCACCCUUUCCGUUCGGAUGGCACGAGUUUGAACAGUAUCGCAUAGUUUGCACCCUUUUUUUCGACAAAAUGGUGCAAACUUACAAAACAGCAAAAGCGCAUCUCGGCUAUUUGCAGCUACAGGCCGUGCUCGCGGACUGGAAGAGUGAUGACAAUACGGCAAGAUCAGGAUCUCACGCAGCAGAGAAAUCAUUGAUAGUCGCUACAACGAACUUGGAUCAGCUGUCGCAGUCCGUCUUCGGCGAACUGGCGACUCGGGUUGUGCCGAUGCACGGAAAUAUCGAUCGAAAACGCUUUCACCGAUACUUCGUUGGCAGUGAAGCAUCUUCGUCGACCAUUAAUACAACAGCAUUCGUUUCUGGGAGUGCGAUACGGUUCGACCAGGAUGGAACAAGGAAAAGCACGAAGCAAGAUGAUCGCAGAACAGCAGACUUGGGUGAUUAUCAGGACGUUUAUGCGAACUACCGCAACUUACCUUUAGUAUCGAAGCCAGAAGUCUUGCACUUUGCGGAGUCCUACACUCCACCUUUCACCAACUUUCUAGAUCUACUUGCGAGCGGUGGAAUGACAAUGGGAAUGAAACCGGCUUCCACGUCGUCGACCAGCCCAGUUCUUGCACCUACCACACUUUCUCGUUUACAACACAAGAGGCGCAGCAGCAACUCUCCUACUCCUGCACCUGGAGCAGAAGACGCAACCGCCCCUUUGCGCGUCGAGGCCGAGUCCCCGAAUGUCGAAGAUGUACUGGUGCUGGAAAUUGGUUGUUCGGAUCUGGUGCGGGUUGUCCCAAAUAUACGUCGAAAGCUCCUCGGCACCCGGAGCAAGGUAGCUGGCUACUUCCAGAUUAACCCUGCAAGCAGUUCCUCUACGAGCACUUCGCCCCUCGGGUCUUCGGCUGCGCGGCUGUUGGGGUCGCGAAGCGGUGUCUCCCAGCUGACAAGGAUACCGCUUUCCUUUCGCGAUUUUGGCAUGCAACUCUCGGAAACCUGGGGACUGGGGGGAAAUCAACAUCGGACAGAGCCGCGUACGGAGGAAGAAGAGGCUGUGGGCGGAGAAGAAGAAGACGACAGCAAAGCAAUUAUUUCGACGCUGUAGCCUCACGCGGUCUCACGCGCGACAGUUUUUUGUUUCUUUUAAUGUCAUCACGUACAUUAGGUGGAUUGAAUCUGAUUUUAGGCACUUUACAUUAGGAGGGACAUCGGCAUGCUCGAUACGAGAGUUCGCAUCUCUCUGUACCAGUUUUGAAGGUAAAUUCUACACAUAAAGAACCCUGCCCACAAGCACCUUUUGCAAUUGAUUCUUUCCACUGUUUCCAAAAUGCUUUGCUGGAGAAGGAACAAGAAAAUCCUGUAAGAGUUUGCUUCAUGAUUGCACUACAUAAAGAUUUUUUGGCGCGAU
Amoebophrya sp. A25 is the source of this 2058-nucleotide messenger RNA. The record is from the annotation of a GenBank genome assembly. NCBI's taxonomy places the organism in Eukaryota, Dinophyceae, Syndiniales, Amoebophryaceae.